AUGGCGUCCUCCAGCAAGGCCUGCGCCGCCGCCCUCCUUCUGCUGCUGGCCCUCGCGGUGGCCACGGCGGCCGGCGCGUCGAAGCGGAGCAUCGCGUCGGAGGCCAACCCGAGGCCGGUGGGGAAGGUCAUCGUGACGGAGCCCCCGGUCCCGACGUCGGCGCCGGCCAGCGCCGCGAAGUGGAGCAUCGCGUCGGAGGCCAACCCAGGGCCGGUGGGGAAGGUCAUCGUGACGGAGCCCCCGGUCCCGACGUCAGCGCCGGCCAGCGCGGCGAAGCGGAGCAUCGCGUCGGAGGCCAACCCGAGGCCGGUGGCGAAGGUCAUCGUGACGGAGCCCCCCGUCCCGACGUCGGCGGUGGUGGACGUGUCGGCGACGUGCAUGGGGUCGCUGCUGGAGCUGAGCCCGUGCCUGGCCUUCUUCAGGGACGCGGGCACGUCCAAGGCGCCGGCGGGGUGCUGCAAGGGCCUGGGCAGCAUCGUCCGAGACAAGCCGGCGUGCCUGUGCCACAUCUUCAACCGCACCCUGGAGCGUGCCAUCGGCGUCGACAUCCCCGUCGACCGCGCGCUUGCCCUCAUGGGCGACGUCUGCGGCCUCACGCUGCCGCAGGACCUCAUGAGCAGCUGCGGCGACAACGGCGGCGUGCCGCCGCUGUACGUGUGUCCGGCGCCCUCGGCCUGA
Molecule: messenger RNA, 678 nt
Organism: Triticum turgidum subsp. durum (durum wheat)
Lineage: Eukaryota; Viridiplantae; Streptophyta; Magnoliopsida; Poales; Poaceae
Source: the annotation of a GenBank genome assembly